AUGUCGAAGGUCGCUGAGAAGCUGACCAUUCUGCUGGAAACGGGGAGCGGAUUCCUCAUUCGAUUGUACAACACCAAGAUCAAGUACACCCCCGAAAGCAAGACCCGACCCGCGUUCCUCGUGGAUCCCGUCUAUGCCAAGGUGGUGGCUGCCUUCGGCAAGAAGUUUCCCGAAAUCCCUACCGAUCUCGACAAGACGCCCGGCUACGAAGUGUUCUUGAGCAAGGCCAAGCAGAUUUAUGAGGAGUUGGAGCCCGACUUCGACACCUUCGUUGACGCAUUGGAAUGGGUGAAGAUUACACAGCAGACUCUUAGCGACAUCUCCACGGCCACGGCCGAGCUUACGUGGGCAUACACCCCGGUGACGACCGAGAAGUUUUUGGACCUGGUUACCAUGUACUGCCAGGUGAACCUCCUGUGGUCCCUCAUCGCCGACCGACGCACCAUCGCCGCCGGCUUCGCCCGCGCCUUCAACGUCGUCAAGUCGCAGAACGAGUCCAACUUCCCCAAGGUGGCUCAGUACCUGGCCAACUACGCCGAUCCGUUCAAGAAGCUGCGGGAGGACUUCAAGCCCUUCACCAAGCGCGUGAGCCAGGCGCUGGUGUCGCUGCUGCCCUCGUACUCGAAGCUGAACAACCUCGAGCAGCUGCGCAAGGAGGGCACCCUCAACAUCACCCUCAACCCGGAGAAGCUCGCCCUGCCCUCGCAGGACAUGACCCAGCUCGACCUGCUCUCCAAGGAGAAGAUGUACGCCUGGGUCGUCUACGGCCAGCUCUUCUGCCCCGAGGAGUUGGCCAUGCCCGGCGCCCUGGACCUAUGCCGCGUCGUCCUGUCGCAGGCCUACCGCGCGCCCGUCUUCCGGAACAUCUCGAUCCCGAUCCACAACUUCUACUCCGACGCCUGGAAGAACUUCAAGUCCAAGACCUUCAAGCUGAACAAGGAGAAGAAGAUCAUCGUCGACGGCCUCCAGGCCGCCACCGCCGGCCACGGCUUGAUCGAGCGUCGUAACUUCCGCAUCUACCUUCGCCAGAGCCUGCGCAGCUUGCUGGGUCUGCUCAAGGACUUCCCGGGCCUCCUGGGCCCGAAGGCGAUCGUCGUGUGGAGCGCGCUGUCUGCCGCCAAGGCCGAGGUGUUCUGGUACUUCCGACACAUCAACGCGCCGCCGCCGAAGAAGGACAAGUUCAACGAGGACGCCCUGCGCGACCAGCACAUCUCCGAGCUGCUCCACCUCAUCAACCAGAUGUCGGCCCUGGUGAGGCAGCACCAGCGCAUCAUGCAGGCCUACUACCUCGAGUACCUCCACGAGGCCGAUCGCAAGGCGCUCGAGGACCAGAUUCGCACCAUCCCCGCCCACGCCCCCAUCUUGCCCAUCCUCAAGUCCAUCCUGAACGACCUGCAGUCGAUCUCCGUGGAGUCCUUCAUGGCUGGCACCGAGUACAACUUUGACUCGCUCCGUCUCAACUGGGCUCGCGUGGAGGCCACUCUGUCGGUGGCGUCGUCCACGAUCAACCCGUCCGCAGUCAAGGAGCUCGUCCACCGGGGCAGAAUCAUCUGCCUGCACACGCGCAACGUGGACGAGAUCGAGGAGCAGAUCGACCUGCACGCCUCGCUCAAGGCGCUGUGGUACUACCGCGAGAGCCUGGUCCAGGUGUUCGACAAGUCCAUCAUCGACGGCCCCGCCAACCCGCUCAACUGCAUGGCCUUCCUCCACCUCCUGUCCGAGUUCCCCGAGAACGCCACGGGCUGGUAUCCCAAGGAGCGGGAGAUCAUCGGCUCCGUUUCCGUCAAGCUGGCCGAGGACAUGCUCAACAAGAUCACCCACCGCGUCGCCUCCAUCGUGUUCGAGAUCGGCAAGCAUAACAUGAUCUUCAACAGCCAGCUGAACCACGUCAACGGUGCCCACCCGCUGCUCGCGAGGCUGAAGGACUUCAAGUUCGACAAGAACUACGUGCCACCCACCACGCCCGGUACCGAGUCGCAGUACAAGAACAGGAAGGAGCUCGACAACCUGCGCCUUUACGAGCGCAACGUGCAGCAGCUCUGCGCGGCCAUGCACGAGGUGAUCGACAUCACCAUCUACGACACGGCCUUCACCCCGCGCGAGUACCUGCGCGAUAAGCUCGUCGAGGUGCUCCGCCGAUUUGUCAAGAAGGCGGUCCUCCUUGACGAGCAGAAUUUUAUCGUCCAGCGUCCCUCCGUCCUGGAGAACAGGCUGCAGCUCUUCACCUUCACCGUUCGUCUGCUGGAGAACUACGUGUCCAUGGACAUCACCGGCUCGCUGAGGCAGUUCGUGCUCGGCCAGGUGUACAACAACGGCAUGUCGGACAUCAACAAGGUCGAUUUCACGGUGGACAGCGAGCUCGUGUGGCGCGAGGAUGCCGACCUCGGCAAGGUCCUCACCAAGUGGUACUCUGAUUUCGUGUCCAAGCGCCUCACCACGCCCGGCCUCUGCUACUCGCUCAACCGGAAAGCGUUCAUUUCUCGUGCGGACGUGCGGGCGGUGCUGCCCUUCCGUCCGGAGGAGUACGCCGACCUGGCCGAGCUGCAGGCGCUCGUGCGGCUGGUGGGUCCCUACGGCGUGCGGGCCAUCCACCGCGAGACGAUGAAGUUUGUCGCCUCCAACAUUGCGCCCAUCAAGGAGGUGCUCGCCCUCAACCGCAAGACGCUCUCCGACAUCAACGCCAACUACAGCAAGGACGUCACGGUCCACCUCAAGGCCCUCCGGGAGGUCGACACCUUCAUCAACCGGUCGAUCGCCAUCGGCAACGCCCUGCAGUUCAGGCAGCUGCUGCUCGAGGCCCAGCGCUCCGUCGCCGACAAGGACAUGCCCUUCCUCGCCCACGCUGUCGACAACAUUUUCGACCAGUAUCCGCGAAACACGUUCAUGAAGCCGGAGUACCUGGAGCUGGACUCGCUGGCGAUGACCCUCGGUCUCGACCUGGGCUCGGCCGACCAGGCCCUCAAGGCCGUCCUCUGCAAGGUCAUCGGCGAGCAGGACAAGGAGCUGUGGUUGCUGCUGCCGAUCAUCUACGCCGCCGCGUUCGUGUCGUCGAAGACGUGGUCCGAGGCCAUCUUCCACCCGGCCAUCGAGGGCCACGCCAACAACGUGCACACGCUCUCGCUGGCCAUCAACGCGCUGCUCGUCGCCACCAGAGCGACGUCGACCAGCGACAACGAACGAGAGAUCAUCGACCUGACCAAGAAGUUCAUUGAAGCCGCCUCGUGUAUUCUACUGAAGCAGGCCCAGCAGCCGCCCAGGCAGGUGGAGAAGGUGGUGCAGAGCCUGCCGUCGGUGCUCAUAUUCAUGGACAAGUUCGUGGAGGACUCGCCGUUUGUCACGCAGGAGGUGCUCGAGGCCUGCCUCCCCUACGCCCUCCUCCGGUCCAUGUACAAACAACUCUACGACACCAAGACCCAGGGCAAGAAGGGCAAGGCUGUGUUGGCCGCGGGCGGAGGUGCUGGCGAGCAGGCCGAGGACAACAUGUAA
Messenger RNA from Acanthamoeba castellanii str. Neff, 3486 nucleotides. RefSeq lists its product as uncharacterized. NCBI's taxonomy places the organism in Eukaryota, Discosea, Longamoebia, Acanthamoebidae. The transcript has 14 exons. The coding region runs from base 1 to 3486 and encodes 1161 amino acids. Gene Ontology annotation, cellular component: SCAR complex. Gene Ontology annotation, biological process: cell morphogenesis; cell migration; cortical actin cytoskeleton organization. The record is from RefSeq and is a predicted model, not a curated record.